AUGUCAAAAUAUUCCCAAAAAUCUAUUUUAAAGACAGAUCUUAGACCUGCAACUAUUGCUAUUGUAGGUGUGGGAAGUGUAGGUGCUACAACCGCCUACACGCUGCAACUCAGCGGGAUGAUUGCAGAUAUCGUCCUGAUUGAUAUUAAUAAGGACAAGGCAGAAGGCGAGUAUAUGGACUUGAACCACGCUGCACCAAUGACUACUGAAACCCAGGUGCGUGUUGGUGAGUAUUCUGAUUGUGUUGAUGCCGCAAUUGUUAUUAUUGCGGGCGGAGCCAAUCAAAAGCCAGGGCAGACCAGAAUGGAACUGGCGGCCAAAAAUGCUAAAAUUAUAGAAGAGAUUAUCCCCAAUGUAGUCAAGUACGCUCCAGAUACGAUUUUACUGAUUGCCACAAACCCUGUUGAUGUCUUAACGUACGCAAGUUACAAGCUGUCCGGUUUCCCAACUAGCAGAGUUAUUGGAUCAGGCACUCUUUUGGACUCAACUAGACUUAGAUGUAAUAUUGGAAGGUAUUAUAAUAUAUCAUCUGACAGUGUCGAUGCAUGCAUAAUUGGGGAGCACGGUGAUUCGGAGCUCGCGGUGUGGUCAAGAGCAACUAUUGCAGGGAUGAACCUUGCUGAAUUUUCUGCUGCUACUAAACAGGAAUAUGAUAAAGAAUCGCUUCAUAAAAUAUUUGAACACACUCGAGAUGCAGCCUAUAACAUUAUAAAGCGCAAAGGGUAUACAGCUUAUGGGAUUGCUGCUGCACUCACGCGUAUUGUGGAAGCUGUUUUAAGAGAUGAAGGAUCCCUGUUGACUGUUUCCAUUGUGGGCGAUUAUUAUGGAAUAAAGAAUGUGGCUUUGAGUGUUCCCACGAAAGUGGGAAGAGAUGGUGCCCAUCAUAUUAUGGACUUGACCUUGAAUGAGAAGGAGAACGAAGAAGUUAAAAACUCCGCAAAGAAAAUCAGAGCUGCUUGUGACUCUUUAGGACUCAAAUAA
This is a messenger RNA of Lachancea fermentati, 981 nucleotides long. NCBI's taxonomy places the organism in Eukaryota, Fungi, Ascomycota, Saccharomycetes, Saccharomycetales, Saccharomycetaceae. The record is from the annotation of a GenBank genome assembly.